AUGCCUGCAGCCCCUCGAGACGCGUUAGAGUUUCCUGAGUCAGAUCGGCUCUUUCUAGAGCCUCAGCUGCCACCGCGAGAUGGCUCGACCCCGCGUCCCGAUAUGCCCUUCACGACCCUCACUUUCGCAACAUCACUCGAUUCUUCUCUGGCCCUAUCUCCGGGAACUCGCACUGUGCUAUCGGGACCUCAAUCAAAAGCGAUGACCCAUUAUCUGCGGUCCCGCCACGAUGGAAUUUUAGUGGGCGUCGGCACAGCCCUGGCCGAUGAUCCAGGUCUGAACUGCCGCAUCGCUGGGGUUGGAGGGUAUGGCGGCGAGAAUCUAGAUUUUCAACCCCGACCGAUCGUCAUCGAUCCGACUGCAAGAUGGAACUUUUCUGACAAUAGCAAGUUGUUUCAGCUAUGCAGAGAGGGGCGCGGCCGCGCGCCAUGGGUUGUGACAACUAUGCCCGAACCGCCCGCCGAGAAGGAUGCUCUGCUCAAGGAAUAUGGAGGGCAAUUUAUUUCGCUGAAAAUGACGACUUCAGAGUCCGGUCGUCACCAGAUCGACUGGAAUGAACUGCUUGUCACUCUCCGUUUGAAAGGUCUUCGGAGUGUUAUGAUUGAGGGCGGUGGCCACGUCAUUAACUCGUUGUUAGAACCGAGCUAUAUGUCUCUUAUUGAUCGAGUUGUUGUGACGAUUGCACCAACAUGGCUCGGACAAGGGGGCGUUGUUGUUUCUCCAGCGAGAAGGUUUGACGAGGAAGGGAAUCCGAUGUCGGCCGCCAGGUUGAAAAACGUCAAGUGGUAUCCUUUUGGAGAAGAUGUUGUUCUAUGUGGUCAAGUCAAUGUCUAA
This is a messenger RNA of Penicillium canariense, 834 nucleotides long. RefSeq names its product RibD family protein. Bases 1 to 834 code for a protein of 277 amino acids. Gene Ontology annotation, molecular function: 5-amino-6-(5-phosphoribosylamino)uracil reductase activity. The record is from RefSeq and is a predicted model, not a curated record. The transcript has a single exon. NCBI's taxonomy places the organism in Eukaryota, Fungi, Ascomycota, Eurotiomycetes, Eurotiales, Aspergillaceae. Gene Ontology annotation, biological process: riboflavin biosynthetic process.